GAAAUACGUACAACCAGUAAAAAUUCUAUUUCUUAUUAUAGCUACAUUAGCCGUAGGAACUGUACAGCCAUAAAAAUGUAACAAGCAACGAAAAUAUUCGAUACAAUAAUUGCACUCAUCCGUUUAUUCAUCGAUGUAGUGUAUUUAAAAGUGGCCGCGCCACAAAAUUGGCAGGAAAAUAUAAACACCUGUCACAAGAAUGUACAAGAAUUAAAUGUAUAGUAUUUCUGUACUAUAUAACUAUUGAAACACUGUUAAUCAUAAAUUCUAAUCAUGAGCUCUGAAUUUCCGGAUCCCGACGAUGAGUUUGACUUAAUACACGAAGAGGAGUACGAGAUCUUGAGAGAAAUAGAAGAACUUAAAAAGAAAAAGGAUGAUCUGUCGAGAAAUGUUGGACAGUCACAAGAGAAGCUGAGGAAUAAAAAUGAAUUAAAUUCUGCUACCCCAAAUUUAGAUAAGGACUUAAACACUCCAUCGUGUAGUAUACAGAGUGAAUUGCAUGCUCCAAGCACUAGCAAAAACAAUGGCAAUGUUGAGACAGAUAUCAUAAGAAAGAGGAAUUAUGAUGAACUGUUUGGUGAUAUUUCUGAUAUAUUGGACAUAAAUGAUUUUGAAUUUAUAGUUGUGGAGCCAAGAGAAAAGAAACCUCGAUGGGAUGAUGCUCAACAAGUUAUUAAAGCAGUAUUAGACAGUAGAGAAAAGUUUCAUGAAGUUGGCAAAGGCAUUUCUGUGAGAAGGAAACAUGAAGAAAGCAAGAGAGACACGAUAUCAUUGAGAGUUCCACACUGGAAUUUUGUAGCCGUGACUAGGCCGGUCGAUGCAGAACGUAUAUACGUAAGAGUGAAGAACGAUGAACAAGUUGAAAUAAAAAAAAGCAAUUGUAUAUUUUCUGGUUUACUAUCUGUGCCAUUUGGUCAGCUUAAAGCUGAAGCUGAAGAAAUUAUAGUACAGAAUGUUAAAAAAGCUAGUUGUGAAACUUUCAAUAUUUCUACCACGGCAACUAUGAACGAUGAUGAACUGUGGGUUGACAAAUAUAGACCCAGAUCAUUCUUAGAUUUACUUUCAGAUGAAAAUGUGAAUAGAAGUUUAUUGCACUGGUUGAAACUUUGGGACAAAGUAGUAUUUAAUCGAAAUUACGAACAGAGUAAAAGGAAGAAACCGAAUUUUGCGUUAAAAAAUCGAAAUCGCAUUAAUGCUUUUCGUACAUUCAAUAAUCGAAAGACCGAAUUCAUGUUUGAGAAACCCAUCGAUGAGGUGGACAGUAGAGGUUUUCCGGUUCAAAGAAUAGUACUACUCACGGGACCACCUGGAUUAGGAAAAACCACAUUAGCGCAUUUAGCAGCUAAACACGCUGGUUAUAACGUAGUAGAAAUUAAUGCAAGCGAUGAAAGGAGUCCUGAUGCAUUUAGGGAGGUACUUCUCGCAUCGACGCAAAUGAAAGCAGUGAUGGGUAGUGAUCCUCGACCGAAUUGUUUAAUUUUAGAUGAGAUCGAUGGAGCUCCUGCAGCAUCGAUCGAUCUUCUUUUGAAAUUCGUGCAAGGUAAAUUGAUUGAGAAAGGAAAAAAAGUAAAAGCCAAUAAGCAGACUAACGUGUGUCAUCGUCCUGUGAUAUGUAUUUGUAACGAGUUAUACACUCCUUCCUUAAGAGCCCUUAGAAUGUCUGCGCUCGUUAUACCAGUACCAGAAGUGAGUCCCGCGAGACUAGCAGACAGAUUAAUAGAAAUUGCAGAAAAAGAAAAUCUAAAUGUUAGUCCGGAUGCACUGAUAAGACUGGCAGAAGUAUCUAGUUGCGAUAUUAGAUCGUGUUUAGGAGCAUUACAGUAUAUGGGUGGCACUAAAUUCAAAGAUGAUUUCUCAUCUGCUUUAAAAGACAGUCGAAGAGGACUGUUCGAUUCAUGGAAACAAAUAUUAACAAUUCCAGUAACUAAAGGCGGAAUACUUCCGAUUCCACAAAGAGUUCAACUUGUUUUAAAAACUGUGCGAAAUGGAGAAUCGGAGAAAUUGGCUUCUGGCAUAUUCCAUAAUUAUAUAAAGAUUCGUAAUGAUAAAUGGAAAUACAUUGUACUGUGCUUGCACUGGUUUGAAUUUUUCGAUGAAAUUUCAUCUAUGGUCGCAAGUUGUCAAAAUUGGUCGAUCAUGCCUUACCUAAAUUAUGCAUUCGUCACAUGGCACUUGUAUCUUGCAAAAGCAAAAACUGUUACAAUAUCUUACCCUUCUACUAUGUAUGAAAUGAAGCAGAAACUUGAAAGAAGCGAAGCAAUCCUAACAACGGUACACCGGUGUAGUGGUCGUGAUAGUACGAUUUUAGCAAUUGAUUAUGCUCCGUUUUUCCCGGAUUUACUAAAUCCUCUAUUACGAACAGUGUCUGGGCACUUACAUUCGAACAAAGAAAGAAACGAUAUUAAUCGAUUAGUUGAUAUUUUACUUGAUUUUGGUCUCACCUUUACUCAAGAGAAAAGUAUCGAUGGGAGUUAUAACUACAAAUUAGAUCCUGAUGUAUUUGAAAUAGGCAUUUUUCCCGAAUGCAAGAAUCGGCGAAUGCUAGCAUACGCAGCAAAACAAUUAAUUCUUCAAGAAUUAGAAGCUGAGCGCGUACGACGAGCAGCAAAUAUCACUAACAACAAAAGUGAUAAAGACGCGCGUAAUAAUGCACCUGUUGAUCGAAAACCAAAAUCUAAUAUUACAGAAUCUAAAUCUAAUACUACUGAAUCUAAAUCUAGUACUAUCGGAUCUAAAUCUAAUCCUAUGGAACAAUCUAACAGAAUUAAAGCAGGAGUAAAAGAAAUUCAAUACAAAGAUUUCUUUGGAAGGCCAAUUACUGUCGAUCAGGCUAAAGAGAAGGAUAAGGGAUCUGUGAAAUCGGGGAGACUUUCAAAGACUGAUGGUACGUGGUAUAGGUAUAAAGAUGGUUUCAGCAAUGCUGUCCGUCGAUUUGUUAGAAUGGAAAAGCUUCUUUGAAUUAUAUUAUUUAUGUAAUACAAGAGUUGUAAUUUAUUAAAUUUUAUACAAUUUGUCAUUAAAAAUAA
Messenger RNA from Ceratina calcarata, 3026 nucleotides. It is a transcript of the gene cutlet, whose product is annotated as chromosome transmission fidelity protein 18 homolog. The transcript is spliced from 11 exons. NCBI's taxonomy places the organism in Eukaryota, Metazoa, Arthropoda, Insecta, Hymenoptera, Apidae. Gene Ontology annotation, molecular function: ATP binding; ATP hydrolysis activity. The record is from RefSeq and is a predicted model, not a curated record. Bases 274 to 2958 code for a protein of 894 amino acids.